Molecule: messenger RNA, 906 nt
Organism: Amorphotheca resinae ATCC 22711
Lineage: Eukaryota; Fungi; Ascomycota; Leotiomycetes; Helotiales; Amorphothecaceae
Exons: 2
Coding region: 1-906 (301 amino acids)
Biological process (GO): maturation of 5.8S rRNA; maturation of LSU-rRNA
Cellular component (GO): Las1 complex; preribosome, large subunit precursor
Molecular function (GO): endonuclease activity
Source: RefSeq, a predicted model, not a curated record
AUGGUUCAAUAUGUCAUUACGCCCUGGAGAGACCGGAGAGAACUGCUGCGCGUGCGCGAACAGCUAUAUUCGCGUCCAGGAGACCCAGCAUAUGACUCGAGCCGUCGCCAGGCCGUUUCGCAGGUUUCCGUAUGGGUAGAAAGAGGCAACUGCCCCCACUUGGUAGAGUCAACUGCCAUUCUCACAUCUGCAAUUCUCAAUGAUGUGCCUGGUAAUUCAACGUGGUGUAUCCGCGCAGCGUACGCCUCAAGUUUUUCACGAUUCGUGACUGGUCUAUUAGAUAGCCACCAAGAUAAGCGUCGGAAGCUUAGCAUGUACUCAGUUGCCAAAACUUUAGGGCUUCCAGCGACCUACGUGGAACUUCGACACCAAGCUACUCAUGAAGAAUUGCCCUCUCUCCAGAAACUUCGGACUGCGUCCCGGAAAGCCUUACUAUGGAUCUGGGACUACUACUGGGUUCAUUUGUCGAUUGACGAUGAGGCUGCAAGUCCUGAAGAUCUCAGAGUCUAUCUCCGCAAGCUUUUGGAGGAAACGAAUGAGAAAGUUCGUGGGGAAAUGGAAGCGCGACUGGUUCACUGGACGCAAGAUCAGCUGCUUGAUGCUCUGAUGGAACUAGAAUUGGAAGCACAGGAUAGCGAGGCAUUCCUCCGGUUGGUCAAACUUUCCAAAAAACUCAUGAAUGGGAACGGAGAAUCUGCACGUGAGGACGAGUUGGCUCCGGAGAUGAAGGUUAACAGUAUUGAGGAGCUAAGGAAGGAGUUGACCGGGGUACAAGAGAGGCUUGACGACCCUGUUGUAGACGUGCCACAGAGGGUUGAAUUAUCGCCCAAUGACGACUCGGCAGUGAGUGGAUGGAGUAUGUAUGAAGGCGCCUGGGUUUCGAAGCCAAUCGGGACAGUUUGUUGA